AUGCUUGCCGUCUUUUGGAUAUUCGUUUGUCAUCUCGCAGUGGAAGCACUUGGGCAAUAUGGACAGCAACAGCAAGCGCCACCCAGCUAUUCUCCAAGCUACAGCCCAUCUCUUCCCUACUCAACGCCGUACUACCCAGAGCCAAUGUACUAUGAUGAUUCGUCAAGCAGCAGCAGCAGCAGCGAGGAACACAAGUGCAGCGCGAAGAAAGUCGAACACGCUCGAUGCCCGAAAAGAUUGAGAAGCGAUGGGACCAAAUGCAAAGCUCCAAGCACACGUCGCGUCGAGAUGAACGACAAGGACUAUUUGGAGGUGACAUGCAAAGCCGGCAAAACGUGGACCGCUCUUGUCACCAAGUCAGGAAAGAUAAUCACUGUUUCUCGUGGAAAAUUGGAACACGUUUUGACUUGCAAAGGUGACGACUGGAAGACUUACACCUAUUCCGGAAAGCGGAUCAACGCCAACCAUGUCUUCUGCGUUCAAGGAGCUCUUGUCGACGAUUUCCUCAACGGGAAAUCGACAACAACGACGACUACCGCUUCACCAACCAAGCCAGUUUGUCAAACCUGUGCCUCACUUCCUAUCACGCUCGAGGACAACGGAUUCUCACCGGCGCCUACUUUUACCUUCUACGAUGGCCCACGCGGAAAGCAAUGCACAAAAGAAACGCUAUUCUGUUCGGCUCCCACAACGGGAGAAAAGGGAAAAUGGAUCGUCGAGUAUUGGGGAGAUAAGCCAUCGAACACCGAGGGACCGAGCUGCUCCGAGAGACUCAACUUGUACUGCGACGAGAAAGCACACUGGAAACACGAUUGGAAACACGUCAAGUCGUUGACUUGCGCGAGCGCUGGAAACCCCGGAGAUUGUGCCACUACAACCACCACCACGACCACAGCUGGACCAGGCACCACAACGACGACCACCACCACUACCACGACAACCACCACCACUACCACGACAACCACCACCACUACACCAACUCCACUUUGCAAGUUGUGCGUCGACUUCCAGGCAAGAGACCUCUUGAACGGACAGAUCUCCUCAACAAUCGACACCUACGAACUGAAUGGAGUGAGCUGCAAAAGACAGACGCUCAACUGCGGGACGUCGACACGAGAAAAGUCAAAAUGGAUUGUCGUCUUCACUAGGGGACCCGGGGAUAUAGUUGGCCCAUCAUGCGCUCCGGACUACGAGUUGAAGUGCGACGCGACCGGAAAAUGGGUCCACGAUGGCAGAGAAGUGAGAUCUUUGACAUGCACCAGUUUCGGCUUGGACAAUGUCUGCUCGACGACGACCACAACGACGACCACAACAACAACAACAACAACAACUACUACUACUACUACUACUACUACUACUACUACGACAACAACUACGACCACUACGACUACAACCACUACCACAACAACGACCACAACAACUACGACAACAACGACCACUACAACGGGCAAAAAGUGCAGUCUCUGUACCCCGAUCACCCCGACAAACAAAGACCCCCAAGCCCAAUCCACACAGACUACCAGCCUAAACGGUGAUGGCUGCUUGACGGAAACUGCGACUUGUUGGAAUGUGGACCGCUCAAAGAGGGCUAUGAUCAAGCCGGACACGGACAGCACGGGUGCCGAUUGCCCGGCCGUUUACACGAUCACCUGUGACAAUAACGGCAACUGGAUCGGCAGGAAUCGGCAAAGAGUCACCAAACUCGAUUGCCAUUCGAACAACGGUCGAUGCAUUGGA
Messenger RNA from Mesorhabditis belari, 1737 nucleotides. Lineage: Eukaryota; Metazoa; Nematoda; Chromadorea; Rhabditida; Rhabditidae. The record is from the annotation of a GenBank genome assembly.